Molecule: messenger RNA, 2208 nt
Organism: Diorhabda sublineata
Lineage: Eukaryota; Metazoa; Arthropoda; Insecta; Coleoptera; Chrysomelidae
Gene: Taf13
Product: transcription initiation factor TFIID subunit 13
Exons: 4
Coding region: 95-487 (130 amino acids)
Biological process (GO): transcription by RNA polymerase II
Cellular component (GO): transcription factor TFIID complex
Molecular function (GO): protein heterodimerization activity
Source: RefSeq, a predicted model, not a curated record
AAAAAAGAAGAAGAUUUGAAUUCUAAAUGAGAAAAUAAUAGAAAAAAUAUUUGUUAUUGUCAGAUUAAGUAAAUUAUAUAGAAGUUAAGUCAUUAUGGCUACUCAAGAAGAAGGUUUUGAACAGUUUGAAGAAGAUGAUGCAGCUGAAGCAGCUUUAGCUUUGAGUAGUGCAGGAAGGAAAAGACUUUUUAGUAAAGAACUCAGAUGUAUGAUGUACGGCUUCGGAGAUGAUCAAAACCCGUAUACAGAAAGUGUAGAUAUAAUUGAAGAUCUUGUCAUUGAAUUUAUUACAGAAAUGACUCAUAAAGCCAUGGAAAUCGGUAGAACUGGUAGAGUACAGGUGGAAGAUAUUGUAUUUUUAGUUCGGAAGGAUCCUAGGAAAUAUGCAAGAGUAAAAGAUCUGCUUACAAUGAAUGAAGAACUGAAGAGAGCUAGGAAAGCAUUUGAUGAAAUCAAGUUUGCAGGGAAAGACGCCGUUGUGGGUUGAUCUUAAAAAAUGUUCAAAUAUUUAUUACAAAACUUUGAUAAACGAAUUUGCGUAGACUGCAUAAAAUCGUAUGAAUUUGAUAUUAAUUAUAUGAUUUCUUGUAGACAAAUUUUGAAUUCUAGAAUUAAUUUUGUUAAAAAUUUAAAAAAUACAAAACUAGGUUACAAAGAGAAGUUUUAAUAGAUUUUUUAUUAAUCUUUGUGUUGUAGUGUAGCUUAAUGCCUUUUAUACCACAUUAACUCAAAAAAGUGAGGAUAUUUCUUUAAAAAAAUAAUUUUAAUGAAAACAUAUGAAGAAUAUCUUCCAUUUUCAAUGCAAGGCUCUUAGGUAAUUAGUACUAAGUAAACUGACAUAAUUUGCAAUUCUGGAGAUUUUUAUUUAUUUGAAUAUGAAUUUUUUUAUUUGGCAAAUGGUCUCAUACCACAUAUGGCAUGAUCAAAGUCAGACAUCACUGGAUACUAGUGAUAGACAAUCUGUUAAUACUGCUAAGCAAAUCGUUAGCUUAUAGUUACACUGUGGUAUGUGCAGUGAACCAAGUAUUGAGAAAACGCAAAAUAAAAAAAUGGCCUUGUGAUACAGUGUUAUGGACAAGCCUACAUUUAAAACAAUUGCAGCUUAGUUAGUUUAAUUAUAAUUAUUAACGUUUCAAAGAAAUAAACUCCAAAAUACAGUUUUUUUUGUAUAAAUUUUGGAGCACAAAAAAACAUACAACUUGGAAACGUCAUCAAAAACUGAGUAUCCUUAUAAAUAUGAAUAUAUACCAAAGUUACGGAAAUAUACAAAUUCAGUAUUACUAUUUUUGGGAAGUAUAGCCACAUAAUAUGCCCUAUCCACCUCAGGCAUCCACUUGAACAUGCUUUUGAUAGCUUCAACUUUAAUUUGGAAUCGUGAAUUUUUAUUUGUAGGACGAACUGGUUUAUUUAUAUCUUUUUUAGCAGCAUUUUUUCUGGUAGGGCGAUAAUCACGAAUGGAGACUUUUUCCACUCGUUAUUGGCGUGGAUAACUUUAUAUUCUAUUUCAAAUAAUAGAGAUUUUGAAAACUUAAGAGCAACUACUUGACUGAAAGGUACAAUUUUAUAGUUGAAUUGACCAGCAUAGGACUUAUAUUCGAUGAAGUCAACUUCUUUUAAUUGAAAAAUUUUGUAAGGGUUUCUUAAAUAAACCUUCAACCUUGACUUUAUACAUGUAAAUUUGAAUCGUUACAAAUAACACAUUUGGUAAUGUUUUUCAAUCGAGGGAGAAUUCUCUCUCUCUCACUUGUGUAGGCUUCUCAAACUCUCGACUAGUUGUGCCGACCUUUGUAUUCGCUUGACGAGACUCGGUAAAAAAUUGUUAUGUUUUUCGCACAGGGGCGGCGUCAACAUGCCCUCCGCCUUGAAAGGGACUAACGCAUAGGGGGCAAAUUAGAAUCUUUGAUAAGCAGUAGUUGGCCUAUGUUGAGUUUCCAAUUGUUUUCUUCCAUUUUCUUCGCUCCUGUAAUUCACUUAUAAAUUCUCGAUGUCAUCUAUUCCAAAAUUGUUCGUAAACCCUUUGUAUUAACUGAAACUGGGAUAGUCUUGUCUGGUGAGUGGCAGAAUGACGAUUCCGGUGAAAAGGAUCUUCCAAUAAGAAAAUGGGCUGGAGUGAGGGGGGUUAAGUCAUCAGGAUUAGAGCUGAGAGGACUUAUGGGACGGGAGAUUCGAUACGCACAAGUAACGUUUGAAAAUUGAAAAAAAAAUAAA